GCUGCUCUAAGUCCCGGCCUGGGAGCCGUGGCUCGGCUCACCGCUGCGAGAGGAGCGGAGCGCGGGGCCGGGGGCCGCUGUUCCCACCCGGGGACGCUCUUGCGGAGCCGAGCCCGGCAAAUGGGCGCACGAGGAAGAGAGCAGGGAAAUGGACUGCUAUUUGCGCCGCCUCAAACAAGAGCUGAUGUCCAUGAAGGAAGUGGGUGAUGGCUUGCAGGACCAGAUGAACUGCAUGAUGGGCGCGCUGCAAGAACUGAAGCUCCUCCAGGUGCAGACAGCUUUGGAACAGCUGGAGAUCUCCGGAGGGAGUCCUGCCCCGGGCUGCCCGGAAAGCCCCCGGACGCAGCCCGAGCCCCCUCCAUGGGAGGGUGGCAGAGGUCCUGCCACGCCUGCAGCCUGCCCCAUCUCCAACCAACCUUCUCUUGGCGCCAAGUUUCCGUCCCAUAGCAGUGCCUGUGGGCGGGACCUGGCCCCCCUGCCCAGGGCACAGCGACCGGAGCACCGAAGUGGUGCCUGGCAGGGGCCAGAGCUGGUGGAACCCGAAGACUGGACCUCCACCUUGAUGUCCCGGGGCCGGAACCGACAACCUCUGGUGCUAGGCGACAACGUUUUUGCAGACCUGGUGGGCAACUGGCUGGACUUGCCAGAAGUGGAGAAGGGUGGGGAGAAGGGGGAGGCGGGGGAGCCCAAAGGGGAGAAGGGCCAGCCCAGGGAGCUGGGCCGCAGGUUUGCCCUCACAGCGAACAUCUUUAGGAAGUUCUUGCGCAGUGUGCGGCCUGACCGAGACCGGCUGCUGAAGGAGAAGCCAGGCUGGGUGACGCCCACGGUCUCCGAGCCCAGAGCCGCCCGCUCACACAAGGUCAAGAAGCGGAGCCAUUCCAAGGGCUCUGGGCAUUUCCCCUUCCUGGGCACUGCAGAGCCCAGAAGGGGGGAACGUCCUUCCACAAGCUGCCCCAAGGCCCUGGAACCCUCACCUUCUGGCUUUGAUAUUAACACAGCUGUUUGGGUCUGAGUCCUAGAGACAGAACAUUGACUGAACCCAACAUGACCGGGUCCCAGUGCUGGGCCCUGGGAAGGAUGGGGUGUGGGCACUAUGGCUUUCAAAAGCCUAACUCCGAAUUCCUUUCCUCCAGAAAGGAGGGAGAAGCAGCAAGAGUGUCUGGAGCAGGGCUGACCAGUGUGUGGUUGAGAGAGGCUGUGGUGGGGGCUGGCUGGUGGGGAGGUGAGGGCUCCUGGGCUGAAAGAGAGACAUUGAGAGAGACAGUGGUGCUCACUUUGGGACUGCAGGUGACAAUGAGGGGCCGGGGGAGGAGACCAGGCAAUCCUGACAUUCCUUCAGGGCCCCCAAAGACUUCAGUUGAACAUUCUGUAUGGAUUAGGGCCCUGGGGUCUCAGGUUCCCCCAGAGAGGCCCCCGAUCUGGCCCCAACGUUAUAACCAUUGGCUUCCCUGGCAAGGCACUGCUCCAGACACAGGCAUGGAAACCCCAGCCCUCCUGGGAUCGGGAUCAGCAGAUUCCCACCCCCACUCCCUGUCGCCUUUAAGAUUUCAGCCCGUACCCGGGUCCUGAGACAUGGGCCGAAUAAGGAGUGUACCCAGGGGAGUACUUGAGAUAGCCCUAUGUCUUUUCAAAAGCACAGGAAAGAUAUCUAUCUGUAUAGCACUUUAAACGUUGGAAAGCCUUUUCAUGUCAUCUUCUGAGUAAGCAAGUAGGGCAGUGACCACCCCCAUCUCCCAGGUGAGGAAGCCGGCCUAGAUACGCCCCCUGCGGGCAGGAGGCAGACCAGAGCAGUGCAGCCCUGGAGUCACACGCGCUCCUUCCCCCCCGCACCCCGCCUCCAGCACCGAACCCGCACCCCGGACACAAGCACACGGGCAUCCGCCGGCGCGGCGAAGGUGCGCCCAUUCGACGCGCGCACUCAUGUUUAGAUUCCCAGCCUCACCCCGCGGCCUCCCUCCCCGCUGGGCGCGGAGGCCCGUCUGGCCGGACCAGACCGGCGGCGGGGAAGGGGAAGGGGCGGGCGGGCAGCUCCGCUCCGAUCGCGCGGCGCCUAGAGCUUUCCUGGAGCGGCGCACGUGGCCCUCCCGCCCCGCAGGGAACGCCCGCUGGCUGGGAAGAGACAAUGCGGGUCCCUGUUUGGGCCCGGCCCCGCCCUGCAGGCCUUCCCCCUCUCCUCCCCUCGCCCCUCCCGACUGAGCUCCCCUCCCGCCUGAUGGGGGGUGACAGCUGCAAUUAGACGCAAGCCGCCUUCCCGCCCUCGGAGCAUUAACAACUAACUGGAGGAGAAGAAUAACAAGCGAGGCUCUUCCUGCAUCCUGGACCCCUGGAGACCAAGAUGGCGGAGGGAGGAGGCUUCGCGCGGCCCCUCCACAGCCGGAGGUGGGGCCAGUUAGGGUCACUCUCAGACCCCCGCUCAAUCACGUGGGAGAGGUUUAGUUCUUGGUGGCGGAAGCUACCAGACGAAAGGUGCUACUUCUAGGUAUUUUCUCCAGUGCUCGCUCUUUGCCAGGCAGUGUGCAGAACCAUGCCUUCCAAACUUCAGAAUGACCCUAGAAAGUACCAUCUUCCCGGUAAAUCAGUGGGGGCUCUUUAGGGGUCAGAGAGGCUGCCCAGAUCAGGCUUCUAGCUAAUGGAGGAGCCAGGAUUUGGAACAGGAUUGUCUGGCUGCAAAACGGCCUUUUCUCCUGUCCCCGGAGUUUGCUGGUAGAGCCAGCCCUUUUCUGGAGGAGCAAGUCCCCGCUCAUCCUUUCUGUCUCCCCGGGGAACUGAGGUAGUUCAGUGCGCUCAUCCUUUCUGUCUCUCCGGGGAACUGAGGUAGUUCAGUGCGGGGUGAAGGCCCAUUGGCUGUGUCUGCCUUGCUGGGGGGCGGGGGGGGGGGGCGUGCGUGUGUGUGCGUGUGUGUGUGUGUGUGUGUGUGUGUGAGAGAGAGAGAGAAAAGGGUCCUCCCACUAGGCCGCGGUGAAGUCACCAAGCUUUCAAUCCGGAAUGAUUCCACAGGAAACCAAGUCCCCUCUUGGCCAUUCAUCUGUGACCCAUCUGUUCUGUGGACCGGCCAUGGCAAUCCGGACCAAGUGAACCAAACUUUAUUGCACACCUCCCAGUGCCAGGCACUGCGACAGGAACUCAAAACAGCAAGGAAAAGGACCCGGCUCCUGGCUCAAGGGGUUCAGUGAGAAGCAGCAACUCCUAACCCAUCGGUUGGCCAGAAGGGAUCCAAGGGAAUGAAAACUCCUUUUAACUCAGGCCAGAACAAAACAAUUAGGAGCGACAUUGGCCACCAACAGAACUCACAGGCAUCGGGCGCCGCCAUCUUUGUGUUCUCAUUUCCUUCUCACCACACUCUGAAAGGGGCUGCUGAUCCCCUUACUUUACGUGGAGCCGCUCAGAGAAGGCAAGCAACUUGCCCAAGGUCACAGCGGCGGAGCUGGGAGUGAACCGGUUGCGAUAGACUCCCAGCCUGGUGCUUUGCACGCUACCCCACAAAGUGUCCAUUUCUGCUCCAAAAGCCAAGUCAAGAGGAACAACAACAAAACCUGUCCUCCCCAUAUUAUCCAUGCAUGGAUAGUAAAUGGAAUGCUCACUGUCCAGUGGGGGAAUUUUGCCCUGGUCUUGACUGGGCUGGUGUAAUGCCCUCAUCACUAGGUCAUGCUUUGCUAAUGAAAGACUAUGGCCAGUUCAUUUACACACACACACACCACCACCACCACUAGUUUUUCCUUUUCCUUCUUUUUCCGGGCUUUUGUUGUGACAGGAUGGAGAGUGUAUUUCACUGAAGCUGAGGGGAGAGGUGAAUGGGAAUGCCUGGGGCCUAAGUGAUGCAGGAAAAGUGUAGGGGUGGGGAGCAGCGGGAUGAGGGGGAGGUAGUGGAAGUUAGUAGAGGGAAAUUGACAGCUUAAUUCUGCCCCUGGGGCUCAUUUUAUGGUUAAUUAGGACAUGCAAAUAAGCUGGAAGCUCAUUUAAUACUCUCCCUGGCAUGGAGCCCUGCCUCACACCUAGCCCACUUCCCUGGCAGGUACAGGGACCCCCUGAUUGGCCCAGGCAUCUGCCCAGGCCCCCACCUGCUUCUCUGUGGCUAUGUGGCCAGAGUGUGUCUCUAGAUGUUCCCCCACCAUAAGCAGGAGCUAGAAGAGUCCUUGCUGGGCCUGCCUGGUUUCCCUCCUUUCUAUCUCUUUCCAACCCUUCAGGACUGGGACCCCUCUUUCCCAGAGGGGCAUCCCCAAGCACCUUCCCUGCACCCACUCCUCAGGUUGAGAUCUGAACCCAAACUUGCCCAGAGGAAUAGAGACCUGGUUCGGCUCUGUCCCCACGACAUCCCCCUUGCUCCCCGUCAGGGAGGGGGCACCCCAUCUUUCCCAAGUCACACCAUUUCCUACAGGGCCUCCAUAAAAGCAAAAGCACAGCUUGUGACUUUGGGUAGCAGGGGCCUGUCUCCAGCUUUCAACGCACCUCAGGUCACCCCCCACCUUCUCCACCCAGAGCAGUUAAGGCACUUCUGCCAGUACAAUGGAAUGCGCACUGGAUUAGGAGUCCUCCAGGAUCUGAGACCCAUUUCUGUCCCUGUCAGCUUGAGUAUGUCGCUUGACCUCUCUGAGCCUCAUUUUUCUUGUCUGACAUGGGGAUAAUGCAGGGCUGCUGGAGCUUUGAAGGACGUAAUGCACACCAUGUAGACACAGCAGAAGCUCUCUACUGGGUCACCUGACCUUCGAUUCGGGCACUAACCAUGUGAACCAGAGCGAAACUGCUAGAAAAUAACAAAAACUUUCACUGGGGCUUGGCUUCCUCUUCUGUUAAAAAAAAAUGUAUACUGGCCCUAUUACCUCACCAGACUGUAGCAAGGAUCAGAGAAGACAAUAGGUUUCUCUAUUGUCUUCUAUUGUCUUCUCUGCAGUGUUUUUGUACAUGGUAAAAAUAUAACCCAGGUGGGCUGUUACUUGCGAAAUGGCAAACA
Messenger RNA from Neomonachus schauinslandi (Hawaiian monk seal), 4948 nucleotides. RefSeq names its product inka box actin regulator 2 (gene INKA2). The record is from RefSeq and is a predicted model, not a curated record. The transcript has 2 exons. Gene Ontology annotation, molecular function: protein kinase binding; protein serine/threonine kinase inhibitor activity. Bases 149 to 1012 code for a protein of 287 amino acids. Gene Ontology annotation, cellular component: nucleus. NCBI's taxonomy places the organism in Eukaryota, Metazoa, Chordata, Mammalia, Carnivora, Phocidae.